GAACAUGUUCAACUUCUAGCAUUUCUGAUUCUUAAAAAAUAACGGAUAGAAUAAUCUCUCAUCUGAAGAGUCUGUCUGUCAGUAUUGGACGGAAUUUUUGGGAAGUGAACACCAGUUGUGGGAAGCCAAUCGAUCUCUGAAGACCGUCUUAUUUGAUUCAUGAAUCGGAUCAUCAAUCAAGCAGAGAGAAAGUCCAAACUGGCCCUUGCAGCUACAAAAUACCGUAGUCGCCGACUGCAGCAUCAUAUCAGCCAUCUUUCGACUCACACAGGUACAAUGGCAGCAACCUCCAGCAUCCCCCCGGCUCCGUGGAGGAGCUUGUUCCUAGAACACAUCUCCAAACUGGACGACCCAUACAUGUCUGUAUCAACAGUAGCAUUUGAUCCAAAGACCGGAAUUCCCCUCCCGCGUGUCCGUACUUGUGGCUUUCGAGGGUUUUUCGGUGAGCUCAAACUUCAUCACUCAGCUGAGAAACAGCUCAAAGACGAAGGGGGAUUGAAUCCAUCGAUAUACGAGUCUGAUAUGAUUGCAUUCACUACUGAUGUACGUAUGGAGAAAGUUGAGCAAAUCAAGGAGACUGGAGGUGCCAUUGAGGUUCUCUUUUGGGUCAAGGAAGUUAUGGGUCAAUGGAGGUUGAGAGGACAGGCGUUUGUUAUUGGAGACAGUGAGAGCGAAGCGAGCGAGAAGGCUGCUCGGUCAGAAGUUGAAAAGGGAUUGAGGAAGAAGUCAGACAAUACCGGUGGGUCUGGUGAGUGGUCGUGGGAGAAGGAAGUCACUGCAUAUUUUGCAAAUCAUAGCCCACUGAUGAGAGGUUCAUUCAAAGGUCCACACCCUGGGACACCUCAUAGCCAAAAGCCUGACGACCCGAAUCUCAGCUUAGGUCAAAAAGUCAAGGACCUUCAUGAUCCGGUUGCAAGGAGGCAUUUCCGAGUAGUGGUCAUCCGUGUUGAAGAAGUUGAUAGACUAGAUCUGAACGACCCGGAGAAAGCAUUGCGUUGGAAGACGACAUUAGACCAUACCGGUCAUCAGCGAUGGGAGGAACUAGAAUUAUGGCCUUGAUUUAGCUAUUGACUUUGACGGGACUAUAUCUUCGAAAAGAAGUCGCAAAUGACAAUGUUGCAUUGAGCUGCAAUUUCAAUUCACAUCAACCACUUUUGCCGGCAAUCUCCAUACGCUUUUCUGUUCACGCCCAACCAAUGAUAAUGACAUUCACUUUGACAAUCCAACUCUUUGUCAUUCACUAAAUCACACAAUCAAAUACUCAUUAAGAUAAUUCUC
Messenger RNA from Talaromyces stipitatus ATCC 10500, 1278 nucleotides. RefSeq lists its product as uncharacterized. Lineage: Eukaryota; Fungi; Ascomycota; Eurotiomycetes; Eurotiales; Trichocomaceae. Gene Ontology annotation, molecular function: FMN binding. The coding region runs from base 160 to 1059 and encodes 299 amino acids. The record is from RefSeq and is a predicted model, not a curated record. The transcript is spliced from 2 exons.